AUGGUGUCCUUCGAGGAGGAUGGAAGCUGGAGCGUGUCCUUCGUGGGCGCCGGCUUCCUGGCUCUCUACCACGUGGGCGCGACCCAGUGCAUGAAGGAGCGCGCCCCGCGCCUCUUCUCCGGCACCCGCCGCUUCUACGGCUCCUCCUCGGGAGCGCUCCAGGCCUUGGCCAUUGUCAGCGGGAAGUCCGUCGAAUUCUGCUGCACCCACCUCCUGGGCAUGGUGAGGGUGAUCAAGGGGCUGAGUCUGGGCAUCUUCCACCCGGCCUUCGCCCCCAUCGAGCACAUCACCUGGGAACUGCAGGAGAACCUGCCCGCCGACGCCCACAUCCUGGCUUCAAAGCAGCUGGGCAUCUCGCUGACCCGCUGGUCGGACGGCAAGAACGUCAUCGUCACCGAAUUCGCCACCCGAGAGGAGCUUAUCCAGGCCAUGGUCUGUACCCUAUACCUCCCUUUGUACUGCGGGGUGAUCCCUCCGGAAUUCAGAGGGGAGCGCUACUUUGACGGAGCUAUUAGCAACAAUAUGCCCUUGGAAGACAAGAAGUCCACCAUCACCGUGGCCCCCUUCCCCGGGAAGCAGGACAUCUGUCCCCAGAGCCCCUUGGCAGGCAUGCGCGAGCCCCAAACCGUCAGGACCAAGUUCCAGCUCUACCUGAGGAAUGCACUCAGGGUGUACUAUGCCAUCUUCCCACCCAGCCCAGAGGUAGUGGCUGACAUAUGCAGACAAGGUUACCUGGACACCCUGAGGUUCCUGGAGAGACGGGGACUCACCAAGGAGCCCAUACUCUGGACUUUGGCAUCUAUGGAACCUCCAGCCCCCGCCGAAGGCACCCAGGACAGUGUCAGUGAUGAGAACAGGAAGGCAGGGCCGCCUGUCAACUGGGAGGUGCCCAACGUGUUGGUCAAGGAUGUGCCCAACUUUGAGCAGCUCUCGCCAGAACUGGAGGCUGCUCUGAGGAAGGCGUGCAGGGAGAAGCGUGGCCUCUGGGCCCGCUUCAGGAGGUCGAGCCUCGGGCAGGUGAUGACGUACCUGCUGCUGCCCUACACGCUGCCUGUGGAGUACGUCUUCUUCCGGUGCAGAAGGGUGUUGGCCUGGCUGCCCGAUGCGCCGAGGGACCUUCGCUGGAUGCAGGGUGUGCUGAGAGACCUGGCCGGAGGGCUGUUCUCCAGAUCCAAGGCCCAGCUCCUGGGGGCUGUCAGGCCUCCCUCCACCAGAAUGGUGGUCUUCUGGGCUUCAUGA
Echinops telfairi (small Madagascar hedgehog) is the source of this 1239-nucleotide messenger RNA. It is a transcript of the gene PNPLA5, whose product is annotated as patatin like phospholipase domain containing 5. Gene Ontology annotation, biological process: triglyceride catabolic process; lipid homeostasis. The coding region runs from base 1 to 1239 and encodes 412 amino acids. The transcript is spliced from 9 exons. Lineage: Eukaryota; Metazoa; Chordata; Mammalia; Afrosoricida; Tenrecidae. Gene Ontology annotation, molecular function: triacylglycerol lipase activity. The record is from RefSeq and is a predicted model, not a curated record. Gene Ontology annotation, cellular component: lipid droplet; membrane; cytoplasm.